Molecule: messenger RNA, 724 nt
Organism: Erigeron canadensis
Lineage: Eukaryota; Viridiplantae; Streptophyta; Magnoliopsida; Asterales; Asteraceae
Product: pathogenesis-related genes transcriptional activator PTI5-like
Exons: 1
Coding region: 33-569 (178 amino acids)
Biological process (GO): regulation of DNA-templated transcription; ethylene-activated signaling pathway
Molecular function (GO): DNA binding; DNA-binding transcription factor activity
Source: RefSeq, a predicted model, not a curated record
UCAAUAUUUCAUACCUUCAAACUCAAGAAAAAAUGGCGCAAGCUUCCGAUAGUCAAGAGUUACCCUUAAACGAAAAUGAUUCACAAGAUAUGGUCAUUUAUCAAGUCCUAAAUGAGGCUGAUGCUAUAAUUGGGCCAAUGGGCCAUGGGUUACGAAAUCAUGCAACUACUAGUGUUUCAAGAAAUACCCUUGAUCCGACUCGGGUCAUAACAAAGAGUAGACACUAUAGAGGAGUAAGGCGUCGCCCGUGGGGUAAAUUUGCAGCCGAGAUUCGUGAUUCUAGUAGACACGGUGCAAGAGUAUGGUUGGGGACAUUUGAAACAGCUGAGGCUGCUGCGAUGGCUUAUGAUCGCGCCGCGUUUAAAAUGAGAGGCUCUAAGGCUCUUUUGAAUUUCCCUGCUGAGCUUAUUACAUCAAUGGAGAAAAUUAACAUGGAACCGAGCUUGAUUAUCAAUGAUUGGCAACCGUCGCCUUCAAGUAGUUCUGGUGAGAUAUCAAGUAUAGUAACGAAUUCAGAAAAAGCAUCAGAGUCAUCAUCUAGUCAAGGAAAUAUGUUGCAGCUGUUUUAAAGUGUAUACUAUUGUCAAGGGUCAGCUUCAUUCAAGUUUUUUUUUUUUUUUUUUUUUUCCUUUCUUUUUUUCUUUUUUAAUAGAAUUGCAAGAUAUAUGUAAUUGUGUGGAGCACCACUAGAUUUGAUACAUUUACCACAAUAUACAAAUUUUAU